Molecule: messenger RNA, 6250 nt
Organism: Pecten maximus
Lineage: Eukaryota; Metazoa; Mollusca; Bivalvia; Pectinida; Pectinidae
Exons: 12
Coding region: 175-2952 (925 amino acids)
Biological process (GO): protein phosphorylation
Molecular function (GO): ATP binding; non-membrane spanning protein tyrosine kinase activity
Source: RefSeq, a predicted model, not a curated record
AACCAACGGAACUGAACGGAAGUAGGGGUAUAUAUUUUCUCAGGUCUAAGCAAAUGGAACAUUGUGAUUUGGACCAACAUUGAAAAUGAUGAAGUGAACUUUAAAUGAAAGUUAGUUUGUGAAAUUUAUUUUUUAAAUGUUAAAGAAAUCAACUUUUUUUACUACCUGCACAGAAUGCGUUGUCGGAUGAGAUAUCGCACUGGUUGGACAGUGUUCUUGCUUGUGUGCACACUAAUUGGAGUGUUUCUAACCUACAGACAACUCGGUAAUUACAAGCAUAAUAAAGCAUACAGCAAGUACACAAAAUCACAUCCAAAAUUUUAUAACCCUCAAGAUGCAUUCAUGAAAGAACCAAACCAAGAUGAGCAACAACACAAUUUUAAAAAAUCUGAUGAAGGUUCUUUGACUUUUGCACAACAUGUACGUCCAGACUUCCGGGAUCAAAAUUUGCAGGGUGGAUCAUUUAGCAGAAGUAAAUUAGUUGCCAGAGAGCCAGCUGACAUAAUGACUAACAAAGAUUCUGCCAAUAGUGGCAAUGCACCAUCCAUGGAUAGGACACUAAGGUCAGAGUUUCUCAGUAUACUGAAAGAUUUGAAUCCGUCUGAUUUGGGAAAAGCUCCAGAGGCAAUAGAAAUGGCCUUACAGGUGAAAACCUUUCUCUUGGACUUGGAGAUAUAUAGUCAAAUGACUUGUAAAGAUAUUGAUUAUCUCCGAGUAUCACGAUCAGUUAAGAUAACUCGUCGUAAGUUUGUCGAUCAAGCAUUCAUUGACAAACGAGGAUCUGAAGUUAUUAUAAAAAGUCAGGCAGUCGAUUUAGACAGCAAAAUCAAGUGCAUGCAGUCAAAAUAUGAUGUGGACAAAUGCCAGGUGAUGGGAAACUAUAAUUUAUUGCGAGAAAUUGUAUUUCUGGCGGUACUGAAACAUCCUAUCAUCAUAAAGCUUCAAGGAUACUGUAUUAGGGGAGACAGCAUCAACUACAACAUCAAAAAGAAGGGUGUGAUUCUAGUCACUGAACCAGGGAUGACCGUCAACAUUGCGAACCUAGCAUCAUAUAGCUGGAAGUCCAAAGUCCUGUAUGCAAUACAGCUAGCAGAUUUGCUGAAGUACCUGGAAAACAGCCCAUUAGGGAGCCUUUCUCUGGGGUCAGUCAAGGCUUCUGACUUUGUUUUAGUGGAUCAGUGGAUAAAACUGGUGGAUUUAGAUGAAUUGUCAUUCGAGGAGAGAGUGUGUCAGGUGGAGACAGAUUGCAAAAUCAAUGGAGUCAGCAUGUACAAAAUUCCCUGCCAGAAUGGGCGUUGUGUGGGUAGAAAUACCAAACAGAAUCUCAGAACUUUGGGUGUUGAAUUGUUGGAACAGCUGCUGGUCAAUCCACCUCCCUCUGAAAGUGAUAAAGUAUCCAAAUUAAAACAGAAGAUUUUGACUCUGGAGAUUACAACAUCACAGCUGAUGGAUGAACUCAAUGAACUCCGAACAUCAGCAGAGAAGUUUGAUUCGUCACAAUGGAGACCGGUAGUAAAACCAAAAGUUCCUAUUCAGCCCGUAGUCAACCAACAAGAUUUAGAGAAGCGUCGACGUGAGGAAGAGAUCAUGGCCAACAAGGUUUUGCCUAACUUUGGCAAGGCGGACGUACAGCAUGACUACAUACGUGUGGCCGAAUCCAACUUUCCUGGAAUGAAUGACUACACAUGUACAUCGUCGCGAGUGGCCUGGGGGUGCGUAGUUACAGUGCGGAGCCUUGCCCAAGCCAAGGCGACCUGUGAUUCCGACCCAGUCUGUAAAGCGUUUGUUGUCUUUACCUCCAACCCAGACAUUGCCACUUUGAUGACAAUGGUCGCAAAAAAUACAGGCAAAACAAAACCGGAACGAAAUGCGGGAGCAACCUUGUUCAUCAAGUCGUCAGAAACUGUGGGAGCGGGGGUAAAUGUAGUAAAGGCUGGUUCGGUAGUCGUUCAGCCUGCUCCGCAGACCAAACCCACCAAAGAAACACCACUGGAAUGUCUCAAACAUACAUUGAAUUUAACCAACGAUGCCAGGGUUGCGCGGGAGAGACGACUCAUGGCACACCUGGGGCUUAAAGGAUUUAGCGACGGUGAUUGGGAGGCCAAGAUGCUCACUCAGAAAAUCAUUAAAGCACAUAACAUGCGGACAGUCAAGGUCAGCACAAACAUUGGAGGAAAGAUGAUUGUCGACCUGCAGGGUAUGCAGUCCGAGAAACAGUUCCUCCGUGGCAUCUUCCUGGCCGAGUCUGGACCGUUCCAAUACCACAUCGCUCAUAUGCUAGCCUUUAGACUGGACCGGAUUCUUGGACUGUACCAUACUCCACCUUCCAUGCUGUGGUCCCUGUCGAAGAAUGACCUUGACCUGGUUAAGGGAGACAGUGCAUGGAGAAGUCUCCUCGAUACACAGAAAUCUGAAUUCGGGUCAGUUACAGGUUUAUUGACGGCUUCUGUUCCUCGUGUGGUGAAAAACGAGUCGGUGUAUAUCAACAAGCUGGAUGGAAUGACCGCUAAUGUAGUCCCCUUUUCUCGUAUGGAGAAAAUGCAACUAGAAUAUGUUCUACUGUGGUACCUCACCAAGACUCUUCACUCUAAAAACCGCCAUCUUGGUUACAAAGGUCACCUGAUCAACUUUGAGGCUGACCAAGCGUUCCAGGACACGAGCCUGGACCUGUUAGGGUACUUCCACCACUGUCAAUUCCCUAAUGUGGUGUAUAAGGCCCUGUACUGCUUCAAGUGUCCAGCUAAGUCUGGCCAAUCGUUACACUCGAUCUGCUCGCUCGGCAUGGAGGUAAUUGACCAGGUGUUGGAUGCAGGUUACGAUAGACCAGAUAUUUAUGUCAAUCAUCUUAGCUCCGAGGAAAUAGCUACUCAGAUUAAUGUAGCAGCUGGAAGUGUCCUCAAGCAUGUCGAUAUGUGUAUCAAGGCAUUUGGACGAGAAAAGGUUCUCUACUGACGAGUAGAUGAGGAUGCUGCUACCCUUAAAUCCUCCAUAGAACCAAAGAACAUUUGCAAUGGAGGAUCCAUCGAUGGAGAAAAAUGUGUGGCCAGUUUCCCAACAGAGAAAAAAGCAUGUUUGUCACCAAAGACUGAAUUCUCUAUAGAAGCAACAAACUUUUUCUUUUGAGAUUUAUUUCUCUUCAAAAGAAAAACAUGUUUGCCAUCAAGUUAAGCUUCUCUACUGGAAAAACCACAAAUGCCACCGAGGUCGAGUUUCUGUGUAGAGAAAAAACAUGUUAACAUUCAGAACAAAAGCAUUUUGUCUUUAAGGUCAAGUUUUAUGACUGCCACUGAUGUGAGGUUUUCUCUUUAUAGAGAAAAACAAGAUUUCUGCUGAAUUAAUUUUCUCAGCAGAGCAAAAGAGUUCUUGCCCAUAGGUUUAAUUAAGUCUGCUUACGAAAAAAUUCCACUGAGGUUAAUUUUUUUGUAUAGGAAAGUUUGCCAAUAAAAUUUUCAAAGUCGUUUAAAUUACCUGCAGAGGCAAAUAAUGUUAAACCCUCUGUUGCUGCGUGUUUUGUUUUAUUCUUAAGAGUUGGAAUUGUUGAUGUUCCUAGUUUAACUUACGAAAUUGAUCUCAUAUUAGUUCAUCAGUCAACAAACAGCACUCGAUCGACUCAAACAAAUCAAAUUUUUAACUACCAAGUGAAUAUUUUCUUCUGACAAAUCAACUUUUUGAUAAAUCAACUUUUUGAUAAAAUUUAUUUUCAUCAGACAAACAACUGAAUAUCAUUUAUAAACUGUUGACAUGAUUUUUUUUUUAUAUCUAUUAUUAGCUGAUUUUGUGAAUACUGUUUUUUCACAUUCUCAACAGUAUCAUUUCGAAAAAGUGCAAAAUUUGAGCCCCACGAAAAUGUUUGCUUUUACUGUAGCUUUUUUUUGUGACAAAAAAGACAACACAGAAAAAGAUGAGUUGUGCUGCGUGAUAAACCAUGAUGCCCUGUACGAAAGUCAGCUUUAUCAAGCUUUUUAUUAACCUAUAUAGCAGGUGAGGUACGGGUGUUCAUACAGUAUGAUAAGAUGGUGUGUUUUAACAGAAAUAUUGAUAGAGUGCAAGUUUCUGUAUGCUGAUAAAAAUGUCAUAACUUUGUGUGAAAUUUUAUGCAUUUGUAUGAAAUAACAAUUUGUGUUUAAGUAGUUGUGAAAGAACAAACAAUGGUGUUGAAAAUAUUUUUUGUCAUGUAUUAUAUAGAUUUAGCAGCUGUCAAUCAUGAAAAGUUGCAUUAUAUAAUAUAAAUUUUGUUAUUUAAGAUGUUUCAAUUUUAUAGUUUUGUAAGGGUUCUGAAGGGGAAAAUGUAUUUUUGGCAGAAAUUAUGAAAUACGCUAUAAUUUUUUUAUUUCACUUUCAAAAAUUUUUUUUAUUGGUUUCAUUCUAUUCUCGAAAAUAAUGAAAGUGAAAACCAGUUAUAAAAUAUUAUCUUUUACAGAAAGUGACAGCUCCAUUAAAUCUGCUGUCAAUUGUGAGACUUGCUUUAUUUUUAUAAUGUCUCCAAACUCACGAUAUUUUUCGCUGAUUGUGAGAUUUACGGCCACCUGAUUUUUUGCAAUGCCUUCCUAUAUUUUUGCUGUCAAUAAUUGGACAGAUUCAUAUCAAUGACACGCCCCCAAAUUGUUUUAGCUGUUUGUUACUUCACAUUCCAUAUCGUUGAACAAUGCAUACUUGUCUUGUGUGAAAUAUACUGGCAGCUAGGAGAGCGGGCCAAGACUGUUAUAACAAUGGAGAGUCACUCCUGUACUGUUGAAUUUUUUGUUAUUGAACAUCAGACCCUUAAUCUGAACUGGUAUCAUUUUUUGAAAAAAAUUUACAAAGUUUUUUUUUUGUUUUGUUUUUUGUGAUGUUUCCUCUGAAUGUUAAUGAGAAAAAUAUCAGGAACCAUUAUAGAUGUUGAAUUGUUUUUUAAGCGCACAAACCAUACUGUGCUGUUUAUAAAUAACAUGACCUUAGAUUUCACUUAAAGUCCCAAGACUUACAUAUUUGUCAUAAAUUUCUUUUCAGAAUUCACAGUAUAUUUUGAAUAUGAAAUGAGAAUUUUUUAAGAGAUUUUGGGUGGUUUCCAAUAAAGGCCAUGAUGUCAAAUGAUUCUGAUUUUGCCAGCUUGUGAAGCAUUCUGUGCUGGUCUGCUUGAGUUCCCUUUUCAGGUCUGUGUCUAAAUUGUUACUAAAAAUAUAAAGAUCAAGUUAACAUGAAAUUCUACACUUGAAUGUUUAAUUAACCCUGCAGGCACCAAAAUCCAUUCUUUGUUGAAUUUUUGCAUUUUUUGUCAUUUAAAAAUAAAGUGAAAUUCCAAAGAUAUUUUUGAUGAAAAACUGUACUUUCUUUAAUACUAUUUUGAAGUGUAAACAGUAAUUUUAUUUGCAAAGUUAUAUUAUCAACAAAACGAUGGUAAUUUUCUUAAGAUUUUGAGAAGUUGUGGUCAGUGUUGACUUAUGCUGUUUUUUACUGUAGAUAAAAGUUUAUAUCGGAAAAUUAAAUAAGAAGUUGUAUGAUAAUUUUUCAGAAUGUUGGAAAUGAGAUUAUAUAAUUUACAAGAUAUUGUUAAAAGAUUUAAUCCAUGGAGGAGAAAUUUCUCGUAUUGAAAUCUACUGUGAGACAAUACAGACUAUUUUCUACUGUCUGUAAUGCUGAAGGUAAAGCAGUUUAGAAAGUUGAGGCUUUUCUUGACAUUUUCUAGAAAAUAUUUGAUGGAAAUGAAAAUGUACAAGUUAUAGUUUCUAUUUGAACGAAGAGUCUUAAUAAGAACUUAUAUAAAACAAGAUGAAAAUGUGUGCUAGCUAGUUUUCUAUUCAACCCUCAUAGUUUUUACAUUUCUGUAACAUUUGUCCUGUACACUAUGUAAAAUGUUUUUAUGAGUAAGGCGUCUUUUCUUAAAGAAUCACAUCUUGCUGGAGGAAAGUUUUAGUGUAUCUAUUUCCCUGUCAGAUGUUAACAUGGUGUAUUUCUUUCACAAGAAGCUUUUGAAACACUGGAAAGACAUUAACUUACAACAAACAAACAAUAUUCAUCAUGAUAUUUUUUUUUUUUUUUUUACAACUUUCUUAAGGCAUAGCAUAUUCCUUGUGAAUGGGCCUGAUAUCAAUAUUUUUCCACUAUACAGACCCUGUAGGCCUGUACAUUUAAAAAGACUUACAGGGAAAAAAGGUUGGAACCCAUGUUUGAAUGAAAGAAGAAAAAGAUAUACACGUAUGUAAUUUGUAAAUGAGCUGAGAACAAAGGAAAGAAGGUAAAAUUCAAAGUACAUAGUAAUAUCUAUAAAGAG